Molecule: messenger RNA, 2563 nt
Organism: Lepisosteus oculatus (spotted gar)
Lineage: Eukaryota; Metazoa; Chordata; Actinopteri; Semionotiformes; Lepisosteidae
Gene: ndnf
Product: neuron-derived neurotrophic factor
Biological process (GO): extracellular matrix organization
Molecular function (GO): heparin binding; protein binding
Source: RefSeq, a predicted model, not a curated record
GUGAAGAGCGAGAGAUUGCUCCAGUUUGCUGCUCAAUUCAAUCGGAGUCUCAAUAGCAUUAACACUGCAGGGGAGGAACUCUCUGCCAAAUUCAGGAUACUAAACAGACUCGGGACACGCUAAAUCCGCCAGAUCCCUGACUAGCAUCACAGCCCUAAACCGAUUCCCUUUACCAGAAUCGACUCGAGGAAUCCGUGAGACAGGAAAAGGACAACUUUAUUUCGUUUUAAUUCCGGAGAGGCAUUAAUCUGAGUUCAUAUAUACAUAAUUUUUCUUAUUCCAAUUUCAGUUUUUCGCUUUUUCCACGGUGACAGGUUUUUGUUUUAGAAGAUUUUAAUUAACUUACAUAUCCUGAACAAUCAUUAAGAAUGGGGAGUUUUCCAGCAUCUGUCGUCUUAUUGCUGGCACUCACACUCAGUGCAAGGACCCAGAAGUUUCCCACUAGGGAUGAAGAACUCUUCCAGAUGCAGAUUCGAGACAAAUCGCUUUUUCAUGACUCAUCUGUGAUCCCAGAUGGAGCUGAGAUCAGUGGUUACCUGUUCCGUGACACACCCAAAAGGUAUUAUUUUGUCGUGGAAGAAGACAAUACCCCAUUGUCAGUAACAGUGACACCAUGUGAUGCUCCUCUUGAAUGGAAACUAAGCCUCCAAGAACUUCCUGAAGAGUCCAGCAGUGAUGGCUCAGGUGCACCAGAACCACUGGACCAACAAAAGCAACAGAUUAUCAGUGAAGAAGGCACUGAGCUUUUCUCAUAUAAAGGCAAUGAUGUUGAGUCUUAUGUAGCUUCCAGUUCCCCUUCCGGCUUGUAUCAGUUAGAGCUCAUCUCAACAGAGAAGGACACAAAUUUUAAAGUUUAUGCCACCACGACUCCGGAAUCAGACCAGCCUUAUCCUGAGCUGCCCUAUGACCCACGAGUGGACGUCACCUCCCUGGGGCGCACCACUGUCACCUUGGCAUGGAAACCUACGCCUACUGGCUCUCUAAUGAGGCAGCCUAUCCAGUACUGUGUGGUUAUUAAUAAAGAGCACAACUUUAAGAGUCUGUGUGCUGUGGAGGCCAAAAGUAAUGCUGAUGAUGCAUUUAUGAUGGCGCCCAAACCUGGACUGGACUUCAGCCCUUUUGAUUUCUCUCACUUUGGGUUUGCAUCUGAGAAUGACUCUGGCAAGGAUCGGUCGUUAGUGGUAAAAUCGGUGGCUACGAAGAUGUCUCGUUCGUACUUGGCUAAGCAGAAAGUGGAUCUCCAGAAGGUUUGCAUAGGGAAUAAGAAUAUCUUCACUGUGUCUGACCUGAAGCCAGACACCCAGUACUAUUUUGAUGUGUUUGCAGUGAGCACUGUUACAAACAUGAGUACAGCGUAUGUUGGUACUUUUGCCAAAACUAAAGAAGAGGCCAAGCAGAAGACAGUGGAACUGAAAGACGGGAAAGUCACUGAUGUGUUCAUCAAGAGAAAGGGGAGCAAGUUCUUGAGGUUUGCGCCAGUGUCGUCACAUCAGAAGGUCAUGUUUUAUGUUCAUUCAUGCUUGGAUGCCAUACAAAUCCAGGUUAGGAGAGAUGGCAAACUUCUGCUUUCUCAGAACGUGGAGGGUGUAAGGCAGUUCCAGCUUAGGGGGAAAGCCAAGGCUAAGUACCUCAUUCGACUGAGAGGCAGCAGGAAAGGUGCAUCAAUGCUGAAAAUACUAGCCACCACGAGGCCCAACAAACAGCCAUUUCCAUCUCUCCCGGAGGAUACCCGCAUUAAAGCCUUUGACAAACUGCGCACAUGCACCUCUGCAACUGUAGCAUGGCUGGGCACACAGGAAAGGAAUAAGUUCUGCAUUUACAAAAAAGAAGUGCAUGACAAUUACAAUGAAGAGCAGAGGAAAAGAGAGCAGAAUCAGUGCAUGGGCCCAGAGACCAGGAAGAAGUCUGAAAAAGUCCUCUGCAAAUACUUUCAUAGUCAGAAUCUACAGAAAGCUGUCACUACAGAAACGAUAAAGGGCCUUGAGCCUGGAAAAUCCUACCUACUGGAUGUUUAUGUUGUGGGGCACGGAGGGCAUUCUGUCAAGUAUCAGAGCAAACUGGUGAAAACAAGGAAGUUUUGUUAAUGACUAUUUAAAAAAAAAGUUUAUUUAACUCAAAAUGAUAUUCUACUAAAGAGUGUAUACAGACUGACUACUUACACAGCUGAGAAGCUGUGACAGUAUUUGAACUGUUUAGAAAGAUAUCCGCUUGUAUAUUUGUGUUUACAUUAUUCAGUGUUCGUUUGGACAACCUGUGCGUGGUGCUUCCAGACAGCAUAUGGAAUUUGCGUUAAGAUUGGGCCCAUGUCUGAGUAUCCCAAGAGGAACAAAGAUUCAAGGCAGGAGAUUUCUCACCGACUUGGUUUCUUCAUUACUGCAUGAAUUGCAUUAAGUCAUACAGUAGAACUAAGCACUGCAGAGACAACUUGUAUAAAGCUGACUGCCUUGUUAUGCAUUCAGUACAUAUAACCGUAGAGGAAAAUUAAAUUAUUUUAUACAUUUCUGCCUUUGUUAUUAUAAUAAUUUUAAAAAUACUGUAAAUCUAUUAAAGUCAUUGACAUUCA